AUGAUGUUUAAUGCAAUUCAAGAGCUUGAUUUAAGAGAGACACCAUCAGAGGAGAGACACAAACAGAGGACACCAUCAGAGGACAGAACACCAUCAGAGACACCAUCAGAGGACAGACACCAUCAGAGGACACCAUCAGAGAGACACCAUCAGAGGAGAGACACCAUCAGAGGAGAGACACCUGACAGAGGACACCAUCAGAGGAGAGACACCAUCAGAGGACACCAUCAGAGGACACCAUUCAGAGGACACCAUCAGAGGACAGCACCAUCAGAGGAGAGACACCAUCAGAGGACACCAUCAGAGGAGAGACACCAUCAGAGGACACCAUCAGAGGACAGGACACCAUCAGAGACACCAUCAGAGGCACCACACCCAUCAGAGGAGAGACACCAUCAGAGGACACCAUCAGAGGAGAGACACCAUCAGAGGACACCAUCAGAGGAGACCAUCAGAGACACCAUCAGGAGAAGGACACCAUCAGAGGACAGACACCAUCAGAGGACACCAUCAGAGGAGAGACACCAUAGAGGUCACCAUCAGAGGACACCAUCAGAGGACACCAUCAGAGGAGAGACACCAUCAGAGGACCACCAUCAGAGGACACCAUCAGAGGAGAGACACCCUCAGAGGACAGAACCAUCAGAGGAGAGACACCAUCAGAGGACACCAUCAGAGGAGAGACACUAUCAGAGGACACCAUCAGAGGAGAGACACCAUCAGAGGAGAGACACCAUCAGAGGACACCCAUCAGAGAACACCAUCAGAGGACACCAUCAGAGGAGAGACAACCCUCAGAGGACACCAUCAGAGGAGAGACACCAUCAGAGGACACCAUCAGAGGACACCAUCAGAGGAGAGACACCAUCAGAGGACACCAUCAGAGGAGAGACACCAUCAGAGGACACCAUCAGAGGACAGACACCAUCAGAGGAGAGACACCCUCAGAGGAGAGACACCAUCAGAGGACACCAUCAGAGGAGAGACACCAUCAGAGGACACCAUCAGAGGACACCCUCAGAGGGGACACCAUCAGAGGACACCAUCAGAGGACACCAUCAGAGGACACCAUCAGAGGACACCAUCAGAGGAGAGACACCAUCAGAGGAGACACCAUCAGAGGAGAGACACCAUCAGAGGAGAGACACCCUCAGAGGAGAGACACCAUCAGAGGAGAGACACCAUCAGAGGAGAGGGACACCAUCAGAGGACAGACACCAUCAGAGGACACCAUCAGAGGACACCAUCAGAGGAGAGACACCAUCAGAGGAGAGACACCAUCAGAGGACACCAUCAGAGAACACCAUCAGAGGACACCAUCAGAGGAGAGACACCCUCAGAGGACACCAUCAGAGGAGAGACACCAUCAGAGGACACCAUCAGAGGAGAGACACCAUCAGAGGACACCAUCAGAGGAGAGACACCAUCAGAGGAGAGACACCAUCAGAGGACACCAUCAGAGGAGAGACACCAUCAGAGGACACCAUCAGAGGAGAGACACCCUCAGAGGAGAGACACCAUCAGAGGAGAUACACCAUCAGAGGACACCUGGCCUCUCUCUCUCUCUGGCCUCUCUCUGGCCUCUCUCUCUCUCUGGCCUCUCUCUCUCUGGCCUCUCUCUCUCUGGCCUCUCUCUCUCUGGCCUCUCUCUCUCUGAGAACACCAUCAGAGGACACCAUCAGAGGAGAGACACCCUCAGAGGACACCAUCAGAGGAGAGACACCAUCAGAGGACACCAUCAGAGGACACCAUCAGAGGAGAGACACCAUCAGAGGACACCAUCAGAGGAGAGACACCAUCAGAGGACACCAUCAGAGGACACCAUCAGAGGACAGACACCAUCAGAGGAGAGACACCCUCAGAGGAGAGACACCAUCAGAGGACACCAUCAGAGGACACCAUCAGAGGAGAGACACCAUCAGAGGAGAGACACCAUCAGAGGACACCAUCAGAGGACACCAUCAGAGGAGAGACACCCUCAGAGGACACCCUCAGAGGACACCAUCAGAGGACACCAUCAGAGGACACCAUCAGAGGAGAGACACCAUCAGAGGAGACACCAUCAGAGGAGAGACACCAUCAGAGGAGAGACACCCUCAGAGGAGAGACACCAUCAGAGGAGAGACACCAUCAGAGGAGAGACACCAUCAGAGGACAGACACCAUCAGAGGACACCAUCAGAGGAGAGACACCAUCAGAGGAGAGACACCAUCAGAGGACACCAUCAGAGAACACCAUCAGAGGACACCAUCAGAGGAGAGACACCAUCAGAGGACACCAUCAGAGGAGAGACACCAUCAGAGGACACCAUCAGAGGAGAGACACCCUCAGAGGAGAGACACCCUCAGAGGAGAGACACCCUCAGAGGAGAGACACCAUCAGAGGAGAUACACCAUCAGAGGACACCUGGCCUCUCUCUCUCUCUGGCCUCUCUCUGGCCUCUCUCUCUCUCUGGCCUCUCUCUCUCUGGCCUCUCUCUCUCUGGCCUCUCUCUCUCUGGCCUCUCUCUCUCUGGCCUCGCUCUCUCUGUGCACGUCUGCGGAGGUGGAGAUGAGUUUGAUGAAGUCUUCGUAG
Knipowitschia caucasica is the source of this 2574-nucleotide messenger RNA. The record is from the annotation of a GenBank genome assembly. Lineage: Eukaryota; Metazoa; Chordata; Actinopteri; Gobiiformes; Gobiidae.